This is a messenger RNA of Cuscuta campestris, 1996 nucleotides long. Lineage: Eukaryota; Viridiplantae; Streptophyta; Magnoliopsida; Solanales; Convolvulaceae. The record is from the annotation of a GenBank genome assembly.
AUGCGAUUACUAAAUGGUCCUCUUUGAUUUUCGGAAGAUGCUCUGUAGACAAUCAUCCAAUUCAGGAAGGAGCUAUGCUUGACAAGACAGCAUGUUGUGAGCCAUUUACAGGCAAAAAGUUGUUAUUCCACAAUCUGCAUCAAUAGCCAGCAAAACCAAGAAAGCAGUCAUCGGCCUAAUCUUCUACAAAUGUCUGUUUGGGAUUGAAUCUCUUUUUGAAAGCACAAUUGCCAAGUCUCCUUCUUAAAGGGAUUUCAAUCGAAGGCAGAAAUAGCACAACUCGGAAUUUCAAAUUUUGAGAUCGGAAUAGAAGACAUGGUGUCUGAGGACGGAAAGAUCAGGAUAGAGAAGUUUGAUGGGCAAGAUUUUGGAUGGUGGAAGAUGCAAGUCGAGGACUUGCUAUGUCAGAAAGAUCUUCUUCCAUGUUUGACAGGUCAGAAACCCGAGAAGAUGAAGGAUGAAGAAUGGGCUGACUUGGAUAGAAAAGCCCUAGCCGUCAUCAGGUGCACUUUGACAAAGAGUGUGGCUUUCAACAUUGUGAAAGAGACCACUGCUCGUGGGGUUAUGACAACGUUGUCAAACAUGUAUGAGAAACCUUCCGCGUCUAAUAAGGUAUUCUUGAUUAGACAGUUAGUUAACACUCGUAUGCGGGAAGGUGGUUCUGUUACUACUCAUAUCAAUGUUUUCAAUACCAUUAUAUCCCGUUUGCUAUCAGUAGAUAUCAAAUUUGAUGAUGAGGUACAAGCUUUGCUUCUUUUAUCUUCUUUACCGGAUAGUUGGUCAGGAUCAGUCACGGCUAUUAGUGGUUCAGCUGGAAACACCACACUCACGUUUGAGGGAAUCCGUGAUUUUAUCUUAGGAGAAGACAUCAGGAGAAAGAAUACAGGUGAACCAUCAAGUUCUCUGCUGAGCACUGAGGGAAGAGGUAGAAAGAAAGAGAGGAGAAACAGUUACAGGGGAAGAUCUAAGUCCAAAGGCAGGAGAGGGAGUUCAAAGACAAGAAGCGACAUCAAGUGUUGGAACUGUGAUGAGUACGGACACUUUAAAAAUCAGUGCACCAAACCACCUAGCGACAAGAAAGAGCGUGGAAGGGAGUACUCGCAUGAAGGGAACAUCAAGAAGCGGUGGAACAUCAAGGUAAUUGCCAUUCAAGUCUGGAGUGGAAAAUUGGAUCUCAAUUAGUUCGGACAUGGUGCAAUCGGUUGAUUUUCUAAGAAUUUCAGAGUAAUUUUGUUCAUUUUCUUUAACCUCUUUUACACUUUGUCUCUGUAAAGUGUUGGAUUUGGUAGGAGUGUUUAUUAUAUUAAUAGUGAUAUUCAGAGUCUAGGCAUGGCGCCCAUCAUCAGGGGUUCAAUAAGCAAAAAAAGAGGAUUUGUAUUCCAGUCCAAAAUCUAACGUGUAAGGCAGGUAGUUGCUGUAUGAUCAAGGUUCCGGCUCUUGCAAAUUUGGGAUGCUUCUAAGAUGCUAUUGAUUGACGAGGAGGUAGUAGUAUGUUUUAUUUGGGAUACUGCUUUGAUGACCGACCAGCUCUCCGAAGAGGUGAAGUCUUGGACACCACCCCGUCGCACCUGAACCUUCUCGCGCUUAGGCUUCUCAAAUGUGUUUCAUGUAUGGUGGUGAUUCAUACUUCUUGAAUCUUAUUAAAAUUCCAGGUCAUGUAGAUUUUUCAUAUGAGGUUUACAUUGGCUAUUUGAAGAAGGGAACGUUGCCGUGAUAUUGGAUUUUUGAGCAAUUGGUGUUGCCAUGGGUCGGAGUAGAUGGCCCUCCAUUUGAUCCCAGCAUAUCCAUAGGACACAACUUCUUUGAGCAGAACCUUCACUGAUAUACUGCAUAGGUUAUGUCACUUCUAUGUGUUCUGUGCUUUCAGCUAGUGUCUUAAUUUUUUGUUUCUACAUCUUUCUGGGUAAAUCUUUGGUUUCAGGUUUGUUGCUUUGCACAGGGAAAGGUGCAAAUUUAGAGCAGGUUGAUGAGGAACAAAUAAAUGACUAAGGAUGGG